AUGCAUGCUGUGAGCCUACCGACCAGCACUGUGCGCCGCAGGAUUGAGCUGGUCAGCUGGAAGCCGCGUGCGCUGCUGCUCCACGGCUUUUUAGCGCACUCAGAGUGCGACCACAUGAUCUCGCUGGCAGAGGCGCGGCUGGAGCCCAGCAAGGUGGUGUCACGUGACGGCUCCGGCAAGCUGGACAGCGUGCGCACCAGGCAAGGGCUCAGCAGCUCCGGCACCUUCCUCACCAAGCGCCAGGACAGCGUGGUGGCCGGCGUGGAGGACCGCAUCGAGCUGGCCACCCACCUGCCCUUCUCACACAGCGAGCAGCUGCAAGUGCUCAAGUACGAGCUGGGCCAGAAGUACAGUGCUCACUACGAUGUGCACGGCAGCAACGAGCAGGCGCAGCUGGCGAUACGGCGGGGGGAGCAGGGCGGGUCGCGGUACGCCACCAUGCUCAUGUACCUGUCGGAUGUGGAGGAGGGAGGGGAGACCUCGUUCCCGCACGGGCGGUGGAUAGACGAGGGGGCGCAGGCGCAGCCGCCGUACUCAGAAUGCGGCUCCCGGGGGGUGGCGGUGAAGCCACGCAAGGGGGAUGCCAUCCUCUUCUACUCGCUCAAGUCAGAUGGCCAGAGCAAGGACUUUUUCAGCCUGCACGCCGGCUGCCCGGUGGCCAAGGGGGUGAAGUACAGCGCGACCGCCUGGAUCCAUGUGGAGCCCUACUCCAACACAGGGCCGCUGCACCCAGGCUUCUGCCGAGACAACAACGCCAAGUGCCCGGAGUGGGCAGCGCUGGGGGAGUGCGAGCGCAAUGUGGUGUUCAUGAGGGGCAACGGCACGUACCGCGGCCACUGCCGCCUGUCCUGCAAGGUCUGCCAGCCGUGCGCGGCAAACGACGAGGAGUGCCUGCAGAGCAACCUGAGGCCGGCGGAACGCGGCGCACUGCGGCAGGGAGCAGCCGGGGGCAUGGCAGCGGCAAAAUGA
This is a messenger RNA of Chlorella variabilis, 969 nucleotides long. RefSeq lists its product as hypothetical. Gene Ontology annotation, biological process: peptidyl-proline hydroxylation to 4-hydroxy-L-proline. The record is from RefSeq and is a predicted model, not a curated record. NCBI's taxonomy places the organism in Eukaryota, Viridiplantae, Chlorophyta, Trebouxiophyceae, Chlorellales, Chlorellaceae. The coding region runs from base 1 to 969 and encodes 322 amino acids. The transcript has 7 exons. Gene Ontology annotation, molecular function: L-ascorbic acid binding; iron ion binding; procollagen-proline 4-dioxygenase activity. Gene Ontology annotation, cellular component: endoplasmic reticulum.